Messenger RNA from Gastrolobium bilobum, 960 nucleotides. Its product is annotated as probable transcription factor KAN4. Bases 1 to 960 code for a protein of 319 amino acids. Gene Ontology annotation, molecular function: transcription cis-regulatory region binding. Gene Ontology annotation, cellular component: nucleus. Lineage: Eukaryota; Viridiplantae; Streptophyta; Magnoliopsida; Fabales; Fabaceae. Gene Ontology annotation, biological process: abaxial cell fate specification; regulation of DNA-templated transcription. The record is from RefSeq and is a predicted model, not a curated record. The transcript is spliced from 6 exons.
AUGUACACUACUUGCCAUACAGUAAUGCAAACUUUAGCGCCUUUGCCAGAGCCAGACCUCUCCUUAAACAUAAGCCCGCCUUUCAUUUCAGAUUCUGAGGCCAAAGAAGUGGGAAGCUACAAUGGAUUAACAUUAACUAGCAAAACGCUUUACAACGACAUGUGCUCAACCUCUGAUUCAGGUAGCAGUGGAAGUGAUUCAAGCCAUGAAAAUGGCUUUUCCCACAAGGGAACUGUCUAUAAACUUGGUCAUCAUGAACCAACAUUGAGCUUAGGCUUUGAAACGGAAGAUUUGAAUCCCCAUCCAGCACGAGGACUCUCAAGAAACUUUAAUGAUCACAUCCACAGCUACCAACCUCACAUCUAUAGCCGCGAUUUCAAACGAAAUGCUAGAGUCAUUCAUGGUGUGAAAAGAAGCAUCAGAGCUCCUAGAAUGAGAUGGACUACAACCCUCCAUGCUCAUUUUGUCCACGCAGUUCAGCUUCUUGGUGGUCAUGAAAGGGCAACUCCUAAGUCUGUGUUAGAGUUAAUGAAUGUUAAGGAUCUAACCCUAGCUCACGUCAAGAGUCACUUGCAGAUGUAUAGAACAGUGAAGAGCACUGACAAAGGCACAGGUCAUGGGCAGACAGAUAUGGGCUUCAACCAAAGGACACGGAUUGUCGAUCUGCAUGGAUCAGUCUCAGCUUGUGAGAGAGGCAAUUUGCCACAGCCAUUGCAAACAUCCCAGAGGGCAUCAUGGCAAACAUCAAGGGAGACAAAUACAAAUAACUAUAGACAAAAACCUGUAGUCAGUUUGAUGUACUCUGAUCUGAAAGGAAACCAAACCAUGGUAAGUUGGUUGGAUUCUAGCUCUUUGUCACGUUCCGAGGUGAUGCUUGACCUAGAAUUCACCCUUGGAAGGCCCGCUUUGCAAACAGACCACGCGGAAUCAUCCAGAGAGUUAACUCUUCUCAAGUGUUAA